Messenger RNA from Striga asiatica, 985 nucleotides. The record is from the annotation of a GenBank genome assembly. NCBI's taxonomy places the organism in Eukaryota, Viridiplantae, Streptophyta, Magnoliopsida, Lamiales, Orobanchaceae.
AUAAAAGGCCCCUUCUCCUCCAUUAAAGCAAAUCUCUUUCCAUCUCUCGCUCUCUAUAUAUAAAAGUUAUAAUCAUACAUAAAAUCAAGAAAAGAGGAUGAAAGCAAAAAUGUAUGCAGAAACAGAGCUAAUGUCUCCUUAUUUCCACAACUUUUCUCAGGAAGUUCAGCAAUUUGAGGAAGCUUUUUGCUGGCAGCAAAAGCCAUUGGACCUGUGGGCCCCCGAGCCCAUAAUCGAGGACCCCACAUUCGGGCCCGACCCAUUGGCCGAGUCGUCAAUCGAGAGCGAGUGCCUCUUAAAUGAGGUCUUUUAUGAGUGCGAAAAGGAUCUCUUGGCCAAGGAAGGCAAUGAAAUGCCAUUAUCUGAGGAGCUGAAAAUCGAAAUCCCAAACGAGGAUAGUUUUCUUGAUUUCCCGGUUUCGGUCUAUGGAAUGCGUAGAGCGUUUAGUGAUGGAGACAUAAAGACUCUUGAUAAUAAUGGCAACAUAAGCCAAGUUCAAUCGCCAGCUGGACUUCCUAAAGUCCCGAGCGCCUGUGCUUCUUCUGAAGAUCGGAAGGAAAAGUUGUACCGUUACUGGAGUAAGAAAUCGAGGAGGAAUUUCGAUAGGAAAAUCAAGUAUGCUUGCAGGAAGGCACUGGCCGAUAGCCAACCGAGAGUUCGCGGGCGGUUUGCGAAAAUCGAAGUAUCCGAAAACUGUAAGAAGCAAUGAGUUUAUAAAGCAGCAAUUGCAGUUCUUAGGAUUUGAUGUAUUAAAUGAAAAAAAUAAGUAUUGUUAAGGUAAUGAUUAGUUGGUGUUUUAUGUUUUAGUUUAAUUGAAGCCUAUGCAAGACUUUUUGCACUUUAUGUAAUCUUAUUGUAGAUCAAAUUCUCUCAUCUAGAUUAUGUACAAAAUUACUUGAUUUGGUGAUGAAAUAAAUUAAGCUUGGGUAGUUUGUUGAUAAAGCACAUUUCAUGCCUUACAUCAAAUAAAUUCAAAUGAAUUCCA